AGGGCGCACGCUACACACACACGCAAGUUGUGAGUCGGAAUCUGGAUGUUUUGUGAUCUGAUCGCAAAUUCGCACGCGUCGUCAAAUUAACUCUGCCGAAUUUUUUGUUCCGCGAAGUGUAGUGUAAUUGUAGUUGUGACGGCGCAUAGUACAAAAUAUUUCAGCCGUUGUGCAUAGCCAGCAUUGGUGCGGAAAAAAACAAAGCAAUGUUUUAACUCACUGCUGCUGCUGGUGCUCUUCGCAUCGUUCGGGCGUGUGUGUGUGCUGCUGUGGAAAGGCGCUAAACCCACACCAGCAAUCGCUGUCGCUGCGUGCAUUUACUGUUUCUGUGAUACUUUGGGUCUGUUUGCAAAAGUGCGUAAUAUUGCUUAAUAAUACGAAUGCAUGACUGACGAUCUGCCUCCAAUCACAUUGAACCGCAAAGAACUGAGCAAAUACCACCGCCUUAAGCGCAAAUAUCCCGUGUCGCGGGCCUUUCUACACCACAACUGGUGGAAUGCCAAACGCUUCAUUAUCUACGCCCUCAGACCCCGUUGCGUCCUGAGGACCUAUGCCUGGCGGUAUGUGCGCAGCCAUCGCGUACGCCUCUUGCGACGCGUCCGCAUCCUGCUCUUCGAUCCGCGGCUGAAGCGGAUGAUCAAGCGUCGUCAGAGGAACGUGCGCCAGUGGUCCAGCAGUCUCGUCAGUCACUACAAAAAGAUGGGUCGAAUCGAGGAGUACGAGGAGACGGAGCUAUACACUGUGCCAGAGCCGCUCGCUGCCGAAGAGGUUUCUAAGCAGAUGAAGGAGCAAUUGGAAUUACUCAAAAGCGGCAAGCGGCCACUGGCAUUUAUGGAGGAUGCCAAUCGUAACGUGGAGGUCCGCAAUGAAAAUCCAGCCAAGACAGACACUGAGAAAACCAUAGAGAAAGAGUCUGAAACCACGGUUGCCAUGGAAUCCGACCUCUCUAGCUCUAAGGUCACGGUCCUGGCGGAAAAGGCAGAUGAGACAGAAAUUGAGGUCGCCAAAGACACCGCCGAGGAAGAAUCGAAAGGCCCUGAGCCCAUGGAAACCGACUUCGCCAACUCAAAGGCGGCGGCUGAAAGGACGCCUAAGAAGACAUAUGCUCAAACCGCUGCCCAGGAUGAAGCACCAACCCCUCCCACACCGAGCAAGGAGCAUAGCAGCCAGACCAGCACGUGCUCCAGCGCCGAGAAACCGGGAAAGUCGGAGAAAGCAGGGGGCAGCAAGUUCCUGGACAUGCUCAUCAGCAAGGUGCGCGUGAAAACCUUUGCGCGCGAGGAUAACAUACCAUCCGAGACCAGUGGGUCAACCUUGCCCGUCGUCUUCGAGGACGAUGGCAGUGAUGAUUUUGUUGGCUUCGACGAAAGCGUCCAUCAGCCUGGAAUGUUGCUCACGCCGCUAGUACCACAGAACUGCAAGACAUUGGAUAGGAAUUCAGCCUUCGUGAGUGACACCCUAGACGCCUUUAUGCGGGAGCAUUAUACCAAUGAGUCUGGGCAUGAGGAGAAGGACAAGCUGCUGGAACCGAUGGGUCAUGACGGGCAGGUGACAUCGCAUAGCAUGGCGCCGCCUAUGGACAUGCCCGCCGUCCCGGAGGCUCUCCAACGCUUGCGAACCGUUGCCGAGCGGCGACAGUACCUUCAGCGUUGCAAGAACCAGAAGAUGGCCAUCAUUAACAACGAGGCCAACAUAUACAAGGAGCUACAGCGCAAGCAGCGGCAGCGCAAGGUGAAGAUUGGCGCCAUGCAGGCGCUGCAGGCGCCCGACUCCCAAAUGCCCUUCACCCGUCAGGGCUGGCAGGCUGCUAGUUAUGUGGCUACCGAGAAUUCCAAGUACUACUAUCAGGUGAUGCAGGUGGACGGGGAGAUGGUUCGUUUGCCCGGCGCUCGGGGCAACAAUCAGCAUCGCGAGAAGAGCCCCUACUUCAGCAGUCUUACGCCACAAGAGCGGGCCAGCAUAAAAUGCAGUGACCAGUGUUUGGAUGCUCGCAUCUGUGACGAGUUGACGGUGAUUCCAACGAAAGCGCCCUCACCGAGGAAUCCUAAAAUCCUUAAUCAGUUUCCCCUGCCCGCCAUUUUUCGUCCCUGCCCGCUAUCCAAAAAACCGCUGCAGAGGCCGCUGGACGACGACACGGCCGCUCUGCUGCUCGCCGGCGGAAGCAUGGCAGUUGUGAGUAUGCCGAACGUACAGCUUGACGUGAUGCCGGAAGUGGGCCGGCCUCUGGACGAGAUUGCCAAACGGUAUCUUCAGCAUAUUCUGCCACAUCACGAUAUCACACGGGAAUGGGCAGAGUUUAGUGUGUCCACGUUGCAACAGCCGCCCGCCUGCAUGAAGGAUGCUGAAGAACAGGCUGCUCUGACGCCAGCAGGUCGUCGGAAGAGCUUCACGUUUGUUAUUCCAUACCUGAACGACCGGAAUCACAUACUGGUGCGUCGAGUUGUGGAUCGAUCCGAAGAGCUCGAUGCUAGCUUCAACGAGUUGCCCGAGAAACUGCAAGAAUUCACUUUCCGGCAAAAGCUGCCGCUUGAAGCAGAUUCCGAUCUUCUGGCCUGUGCCGAUAUGAUCAACGACAUGAUCAACACGGUGGCCAUCAGCUGCAGCGAGAACAGCUUUAUAAGCGAGGAUCCCGAUGCGGCGAUUGAGAAUUCCAUCCGGGAUCGGUCGUCUGAGCUGGGUUCCACGAAGGAGGAAAGUGGCAAGGAGGCGGAGAAGCUAGGUGGCAAGUCGAAGCGACUUCCCAACAAGCAGAAGCGUCUGGCCAAUGAGCUACGUCGGUUGAAUGCCACUAUCAUAGAUGCCGCUGCCAGGAAUACUGAUGCUAACAAGCCCUGCAUGAAGGAUCACUGCCAGAUGGGUUGCCUCUGCGCCAGCCUGGCAGGCACAGAGUUACCUCUGCGGGAUCAUUGUAGUAGGCCCGAAUGCGUUUUGGAGUGCGGCUGCCUGGGUACGGAUCAGGCUCGAGUCAUGCGCGUGGAAGCAGCUGAUGGUCACGGAAUCUCAAAUGAUGAGGCAUAUAACUUGCGCCGAAAGGCCACGGCCCGUCUUGCUAAAAUGGAGAAGGACUUUACCUCUACCUUGGUGCUCUGCGAUAAUGCGACGCUUCUAAUUAACGAGUCGCAGGGCGACAAAAAGCGUCGCUGCACCAAAGCCCCCAAGCGCUAUGAAGAUUUCGACGACACUGAUAUGUUUGAGGAGGAAGUCGAAGUGGUGUCGCCCACGUCGAAGAAGCAAAAGAAGUUGGCUGCCGCGGCAGCUGCUGCUGCGACUGCUGCUGCAGCCGCCGCUGCCAAUGCUAAAAUAACAUCACCUGUUCUCAAGGAACGCUGUACUGUCAACGACACGGAUCUGGCGCAACUGAAGCAUUGCUUUGUGGGUCUUCGCCGGCUGCAAGACAUUGACAACCUGGCAACCUUCUGUAUGACUCACCAGUUGUACAACUGCUUCUGCGGUGGUGACUCGCCUGACGGCAAGCCCGUGGUCAUCGAGAAGGAGCAGUGGAACACAACGGUGGCCCACUUUAAUCCGGAACUGGCCGUCAGAGCGCAUUAUAGCUUCGAGCGGCAAUCGGAGGAGUUGCCGGUGAAGAAGAAAGGCAAGGAGAAAAAAAUCAAGGGGAAGGUUGAGCUGAAGCCGGAGAACGAACCAGAGUCGGAUAAUCCCAAGCCUGACGUACCGGAGGUUAAGACUGAUACCAAAGAAGCCUUCAAACCGAAAGAAAAGGUCUCGGCACCCAACAACUUUGUGGCUGAAGUCAGCCCAGUACAACGUUCAGUCGAGUUGGACACUAUAUACAGCUACUUCCGGACGCGUCCACAUAUCUGCCGUAGAGCCAUAUCCGUGCCAAAGAACUCCUAUCAGCGUCUCAAUCAGCGCCGCUCGGAAAGGGUGCGUCAGUAUAUGGAACGCCAGGAGACGCCCCAAACUAAGGAGCUUCUCAGGGAGCGCAUUUCGAGCGCCAUUACGCAUUACCGGAGGGAAAUCGAAAAACAAAGGAAGCGGGAGUUGGGAAGGAAGCAAAGCGUCAACGCUGCCAUCAUUGAGGUGCGUGAUGAUUCCGAUGGCUGUGAGGUGAGCAGCCUGCUGCUAAAGAGAAGCGCCGUGAAUUCAACCAAUGUCCAGAAGCCUAGCAAGCGCAUGAAGCUCCAGGAAGAGGAUUUGCCGGCACCCGAGCCUGAAAGCCCGAGGACAUCGGACAUCCAGGUGCCCCGUAUCGCUGCCUGCUACUCGCUGAAUGCUGCCUCUGUUGACGUUUUGGGAUCUGGAAUGGCCAGCAAUGCAUCCGCUGUGGUCAUGUCUGUAAGUAAUGGCAAUGAAACUGAUUCGCCCAAGUUCCGAUCCUUCUAUAACGAGGUGGUGAAGAACAUGAACACCCUGGUCAGCAAGAAGAUGCAGGACAUUGACCUGGCCUUGCAGCGCGAAAGCAAAAUCAUUCCGGCCCCCAACGAGGAAAUUCUCUGCAUCAUCAAGUGGACCAACUUCCUGGCCGCCUUCGAGUCUGGCUUCGUCUAUAUCUGGGUGGUUCAGAUGAAGACGUACUCCUUUUUGGCGGCCACCACCACCAACCAGAUGCCCUCGGUGUGCGGAGCCAUUGGUGUUGUGAACACCCGGUUUGCCCCCGAUCAGCGAACAUUGCCUUUGAUGGCAGCGUUGCUGAUAGAGGGCAAGCGGAACAACAAUACCAACAGACUGGCCGUGGUCAUGCAGGGCAGGAAGAGCUAUUGGCUCGUCAAGGGCUUCCUGCGUCUUAUGGAGGGUAAUGCCUGCACCAAGCCAACGCCGCAGACGCAUCCGUUGCUCACCAAGAAGAUCAAUGUGCUUUGCUCACUACUUGUUAAGCAGCGCGUUCGGGAGCACCAGAAGAAAGUGCAGCAAGGAGGAGAAACGUCGUCGUCCACAUGCACGUCUCCAGUGCCCGAGGCUCAGGGGACGCCUAUCAAGCGCAAGCUGGAGAUUGCGGCCGAAGAAGAAGGUUCCUCAGAACAAGAGCCCCAGGGGGCUUUAGUAAUUGCCCCUAUAGCAACAUCAUCUUCAAUAGCUGUUGCUCCCAACCGCCCUACUCCGCCCGUUGCUCCGCCAUCGACCUCAAGAAAAACUAACAGUUUGGGCCAUACCAACAUUGAGUUCCGGAAGGUCACUCACAGUGAUGUGGACGAGCUGCAAAUACCGGAGCUGCACGACACCGACCAUCGCUGGGUGGUGCUUGACAUCUUUGAUGACUUCUCACACAUCUUUGUGCCCGCCUGUGGGGACAUGAUCUCCUUGACUCGGAUCCACACCGUGAUGCGAAUGUCCGCCGAGUCUCAAAAGGUGGUUCGUUUGCAGUUCUUCCCAAAUGCACCCUACGACGCCUUCGUCACGCCCUCCUCCAAGAAGAAGAUUUACUUUGGACCGCUCCACCUGGAUAUGCCGCCGCCGGUGCUUCUGCUGUUGCAGAGCGUCGACAGGAAGAUGAUGACGCGCGAGGCAUAUCAGAAAGAGCAUGACAUUCCCGUCCAGCGCCAUAGGCGUAGCAUGGCAUUUUGGGUGCUUCACCUAAACGGGCAGGUGCACUUCGAGAUCGAAGACGACUCAACGGCCAAGUUGGAGGCGACACAUGCGAUCAAGAUUCCCUCGACGCUGUCUGUAAAAAUAUCUAAUAAAAAGGAGCAGCCUAUAGCCGCUUUCCCGCCGGUGGUGAUCAUUGACAGCGAUGAGGAGGAUGACGAACAGUUUGAGGCGGACCAAACGGUAGACACCAAUGACAAAAUAAGAAAUCAACUAAAAGGUGUUACCCAGAUUAAACAGGAGCACGCGAGAACGAACUUCACCAUUCAGACAAUGCCCUUCAGCGGGGCCCUGCAGAUCACGGCCGCCGAGUCCGUUGCCCCACCGCCCAGCCCUCCAAAGGACGUGACCACCUGCCACCUAACUGGCGGUUUCAUGCCAUUUAUUUCCAAAAUACCUGCCAAAGAGGGUGAGCCGUCAGCCAGCAGCACCACCACACAAUAUCUGACGCCGCAAGUGCAGCUCACGAAGUCUGUGUCCGACGCUACCUUGCCCACAUCCAGUUCCUCGGCCCAUCCACCCGCUGCUAAGAUCAGUCGUACAUCGAUGCCGGCCUCUAGGAUCAACGAGUCACUGCAGGAGCUACUCAGCAGCGGCAAUACUGUGACACCUGGCGGAAUUACGAUCACAAAGUUGGAGAACAACGAAAUCCCCGUCAAGAUUGGCAGCAAGCGCACCGUUUGCGGAGUUCCCAAGCAGCCAGCACCGAAAGCAAUGCCGGCACCAUCGGUACUGAAAACCGUCUCUACAGGAACAUCUAUUCUCAGGAAGACAGGGACAACACCAAUGGCCAAGGCCACUCCGUCGGCUCAGCAGUCAAGGCAGCAGUCCUUAGGGACCGCCGCCGCUGCUGGGGGGCCAAGCCCAGGCGUGAAAAUAUAUCCCAGACCAAGUGUUACCGGGCAGCGUCAAUCUAUGCCCGGAAACGUCACUCCAAUGGCUAGGGCGGUGGGUCCGCGCCAAUCUCUUCCCACCAAACCAAAGGCUGCCAGUACAGUAUCUUAUCCGAAAUUGCCAGUAGCACCAGUAUCAUCACGGCUAUCGCUGCCAAACAGAAAAUUGUUGACCACCGGAGAACGCCAGACCCUGCCAGUAAAGUCUGUUGGCAAGCCGGCCGUUGGUGCAGUUCGUCCGGAUCAGGCAGAAGCCCCGUCUCCACCCAAGGCUACACCUACUCCUGCUCAGAAGAUUAAGUGCCCAGAAUGCUGCUACGGAGUCAUGGGGGCCAAGGGAUUGCCGCGCUACCGAGUUAAAGUAAUGGGCUCUGACGUUAUAGUCAAGAUACCCGAACUCGAAGUGGUGCAUUUCAAGUCAUUCAUGGCCGCCAGCGCUUUUCUCAAUCGCCACCUGGCGAAAAAUCCCGACUUCAAGGCACUGCUGCCUGGCGAUUGGAAGUUUCUGCCUCUAAAACAGAUUCGCAAUCCGCAACAACAGCAGGGGUCUUUGGUAAAGCAAUCGACUGAGGCGACUGAGUCUCAUGUGCCAUCUAAAAAUCAGCAAAACCCAGCCGCCAUCAUUAUCGAAGAUUGAAGCGAACAGGAGAGCUAUCCAUCAUCACUCGAAACCUUUAGUAUUUAAGCGACACACAUGUACACUCCCGUUAUCCGAAUACAUAUUAUAAAUAUGUACGCUGUUUAGUUUAAGAAACUAGGUUAGAACCAUCAAAUGCUCUUUUUUGAGUUCUGUUUAACAUUACGGAUUAGGUUUUUUAAAUACACAACUAUAUGAAAGUGUUUAUAAUGUA
Drosophila serrata is the source of this 7291-nucleotide messenger RNA. It is a transcript of the gene ocm, whose product is annotated as over compensating males. Lineage: Eukaryota; Metazoa; Arthropoda; Insecta; Diptera; Drosophilidae. The record is from RefSeq and is a predicted model, not a curated record.